Molecule: messenger RNA, 939 nt
Organism: Penicillium verhagenii
Lineage: Eukaryota; Fungi; Ascomycota; Eurotiomycetes; Eurotiales; Aspergillaceae
Exons: 2
Coding region: 1-939 (312 amino acids)
Source: RefSeq, a predicted model, not a curated record
AUGAAAGCUUUCAUCACCUUUGCAGCUUUGGCAGCUGGCGUCGAUGCCCUCGUCGGGCGCACUGAUAGCUGUUGCUUUCAACUCACGGGCCCCAACGGCUCCCCAGUGGGUCAACUGAGCGACGGUCAAAACCGAAUUGGCGACAGCAGUCUCGCUGCUGCUGAGUUCUGUAUCAGUUCUGAUGGCUCCAUCACGGAUGGCAGCGGCCGUGGCUGCAUCCUUACCCCACCAACCACCCAGUUCCAAUGCGACGUGGGCGCCACUCCCACCCCCGGAUUCUCCAUCAGCUCUUCCGGCCUGCUGGAAUUCAACGGAAGCCCCGUCUUCAUUGCAUGUGAAACUGGCGACAACGGCGGCGAAAACAUUCACACGGCCGAGCCCAUUCCUCUGGGAACUUGCUCCAAUGUCGAAUUGAAAGCCAGCUCGUGCUUCACUUCUACUUCUACCUCCAGCUCGACCUCCUCGUCAAGCAGCAGCUGCCCCGAUACCCUGACAGCGGGUAGCUUCGAAUUCCCGCACCUGAUUGUCCCCAUUGACUCAAGCUCCCCGAACACCGCCGAAGGCACCAAGUUCAAUGGCGAGGUCUCCUCGACCGUGUCGACCAUCUUCAACUUUGAUAUUCCCCAGGCCGACUCUGGAAAGACUUGCAGCCUGGUCUUCCUGUUCCCCAAGCAGGCUGAUCUUCAGACAUCGUCGUUUACGUUCAGCGGAGAUGGCAAGAUCGAUGUUUCUGAACUCUCCAGCCCAGCUACCGCCUCUACCACCUUUAAUAAUGCCCCGUCUGUGUCCAAGGACCUAGGUGAUAUCACUGUUUCACCUGGAAACUCGUUCGUCAUUUCGACCUUUUCCUGUCCUGCUGGCCAAACUGUUGCCUUUGAGAUGAAGAAUGCUGGCAGUACUGAGCUGGAGUUCUUUGAGGACUCUAACCCUUCUCCGUAA